UUUUUAUACUCCACAUGUCAACUUUAUUUCCAAGUGACACAUCUGAUCACAGAUGUCGCCAAGUGGAUGCAUUUUAGGCGGCCCUUGGCUGGAGAAGCCAGAGCUCACUGCACACUCCAAACUUUUAUGACGCAUUUCUUUUUACAAUUGAACAGCCCUCCUUUGGCAGAACACAGUGAAUCUAAGUCCCGUUAGGAGAGCGGGACUGGCUACAAUAACUGCACUGUUAUCAAAAAAAGAAGUCAGCACAGAGCAGAUUUUUGCUGAGAUCUCCUUGUCAGGGACUUCCAGGAAACGCAAUUUUCACAAAAAUGACAGCACAAUUAAUGUAGUUAGUUAGUCUCCUUUGCAGAACAUUCAGGACCUAGGAAAGAUUGGAUUCCAAUCCUGGCUGAAGCUCUGCUUGGCAAUAGGACUCGUGAAACUAUGGAUACUGGAUUUCCAGGAACUGGCCCCUCUCAGAGGGAUUCUCUGCAUAUUUAUUUUGCUAAGAGAAAUAAUCUGAGUUCCAGGUUUUUAUCCUGAUCUCGAACAGCUGCACAAACUGAAAGUAAAAAGAGCAUAGCAACAAUGCCAUAAGAGCGCCGCAGUUUUCCUGAGAAAGGUACAAAAAGUCUAACGCCCUCAAGAGUAAGCAGAUACGGUAUCCUUGUAAGCAGAUAUGGUUGAAGACAUUUUGCUUUCCAUCCCAUAUCUCAAAUAUAAAGCCAGUCCAUCCACCUCCAAGGUAUCUUUGGUUCAAAAUGCUGCUCUGAUGUCUACAGAAGAACACAGUCCUGUCUAGAUACUGAACCAAACACUGAGCUUGGAAAACAGUCCUUGAUGGAGCCUCCUUCUGAGCAGCUGUGGCCAUUGAGAAAAACAAUGACAGAAUGGGAAAGCACACCAGGAAUUACUGAAGCUGUAGGAGGAGCUGGUAUCCCUGAUAACAGGCCUUGACCACCACUUGGCACUCUGUGUGCCUGGCAGCACAGCAUGAUUCGAAUUGGAAGGAAGAAACUUUGGGCAUCUUUCUUCUGCUUUAUGGCCUUCUUUUUUCUUCUUGUUACACUCCAGGUGGUUCUUGAACUGGGCAAGUCUGAAAGGAAGAUAAAAGUCUCCAGUUUACAAGAUGGUUCAUUAAAACUGGAGGAGCAGUGGAAACAUGCAUAUCAGUUUUUUAAUAAACAGGAACUCUACAGCAAUACCAGGAGAGUUUUAGAUGCGGACAGAUACCCUAUCCUGCUCUGGUGGUCCCCGCUGACUGGCGAGACUGGGAGGUUAGGUCAGUGUGGACAGAAUGUCUGUUUCUUUACUAUCAAGAGGACCUACCAGCAUAAUCACAUGACAAAAGCCUUUCUCUUCUAUGGUACUGACUUUAAUAUAGAUAGUUUACCCCUCCCUCGUAAACGCCAUCACGACUGGGCCCUUUUCCAUGAAGAGUCGCCCAAAAACAACUACAAGCUCUUCCACAAACCUACCAUCACCUUGUUCAACCAUACAGCUACCUUCAGUCGCCACUCUCAUCUGCCGCUGACUACUCAGUAUCUGGAGGGCAUAGAGGUCAUAAAGUCUCUGAGAUACAUGGUUCCGCUGCAAAAGAAGAAUAGCUUAAGAAAAGGACUUGCACCGCUUGUGUAUGUGCAGUCCGAUUGCGACCCUCCUUCAGACCGGGACAGCUACGUGCGUGAGCUGAUGAGCUACAUCCAGGUGGACUCCUAUGGUGAAUGCCUGCAUAAUAGAGACCUUCCUCAGCACCUCAAAAACCCAGUCUCCAUGGACGAUGGUAACUUCUAUAGAAUACUUGCUCAGUACAAAUUCAUUCUUGCUUUUGAAAACGCAGUCUGCGAGGAUUACAUCACUGAAAAGCUCUGGAGGCCCCUCAAGUUGGGAGUGGUACCAGUGUACUAUGGGUCCCCCAGCAUUACGGACUGGCUUCCUAGCAAUAGGAGUGCAAUCCUUGUAACAAGAUUUUCACAUCCCAGAGAGCUGGCGCACUACAUCAAGGCACUGGACACAAAUGACCAAGAGUAUGAGGCCUACCUAGAAUGGAAAAUGAAAGGAGCCAUCUCCAAUCAACGACUGCUCGCUGCUAUCCGAGAACGCAAAUGGGGAGUCCAGGAUAUCACGCAGGACAAUUAUAUUGAUGUGUUUGAGUGCAUGGUGUGUAAUAGGGUGUGGGAAAACAUCAGAAGGCAGGAAAAGGGAUUGUCACCCAGGAGAUGGAACGCACAAGUUAACCACCUGAGCUGCCCGAAACCUGAGGCUUUCUUGUUCUCCUCGCCAAACAUACGCUGGACAUCUCUGCGAGAGAUGUGGAUACCAAGCUUUGAACAAUCCAAGAAAGAAGCCCAAGCACUGAGACAGCUGGUGGAAAGGAAUAUGAACUUUACAGCUCAGGAAUUUUGGACACUUGUAUUCAAAGAAUAAACACGACAGGCUAUCACACAGAGCGAGCUCCCCAAAGGAGUGCGCUAUGUAAUAUUCUUUUGCACCCUGCCUUAAUAUCUGUAGGUCAAUAAGUACAGGAAGGAGUUAAAUUGUCCUGUAAGAUAGAAUGUAGUAGGUACAGUACUCAGUAAAUACUGAUAACUACAGAAUUACUCAAGCGGUUUUUUAAAAACUAUAUUUUUAUACUAAUUGUCAUUAGGUUGGACAUUUGAGCAUUAAGACCCCUACUCAGGAAGAUGCUUAACGUACAUGCCUGAUUUUAAACAUAUGAAGCUAAGUGAAGCUAAUGGGACCAGUGAAGCUAAUGGGACCACAGUCACUUGCUUAGUAACAGGCCCUUCCUUGCAGAAUCAGGCCCUUUGCCUUCUCUGAUCCAAGCUCCCACAUCCCUGGGUUGACAUCCACAGGCUAUGGAAUAGUUUAUGCAAUCACAUUGGUGUGACCUCUGUGGCAGCGCGCCUUUGAGGCAGGUGUAGCGAUCAGGCUUGCUGCUGAGUAUGUCUGUUUAUCAUCAGUCCCCUUCGGAUGCACAGGUUU
This is a messenger RNA of Dermochelys coriacea (leatherback sea turtle), 2967 nucleotides long. It is a transcript of the gene POFUT3, whose product is annotated as fucosyltransferase 10. Gene Ontology annotation, molecular function: alpha-(1->3)-fucosyltransferase activity. NCBI's taxonomy places the organism in Eukaryota, Metazoa, Chordata, Testudines, Dermochelyidae. Bases 976 to 2409 code for a protein of 477 amino acids. Gene Ontology annotation, cellular component: Golgi membrane. The transcript has 6 exons. The record is from RefSeq and is a predicted model, not a curated record.